GUCAGCGCCUGCGCUCUGCGCGGACGAGGGCGCGCAGUUUGAAUUGGUCGUGCGCGGGGGCUCCCUUGCAAGCAGUUCCCAGUUCUGGGACUUCGCAACGCUGCAUGACCUGGGCACAUACACAUACGUGUUUAUAGAUCUAGAUUGCACUUCCUCAAGGAAGCAUAAAGGAUGGCUGGGGCAGAGCUGGAAGAUUUGUGCUCUCAUAUCAAUGAAAAACUUUCCCACGUUAAGAAAAUUCUGCAAUUAAAAAACAUAGGACAUGAUCCAGCCUUAAAGACUGUAUUUUGGAAAAUUAGAAAUGAAAUGACUCUUCUAAAUGACCUUUUAAACAAGUUGGAGUUGGAGGUUCAAUAUCAAGAACAUGUCAGGAAUUCACUUAGGGAGUUACAAGAAUCCCUUGAUGGAAAUUACAAAGAAUUACAUAACCUUAAGGAAAAUAUUCCUCCUCAUUUGCCUAAAGUAGUCCAGAGAUGUGUGGUGGAACCAAAUGUUAAUCCUGAAGAGCAAGUUAAAAUUACAGCAUCUGAACACCCAAAGAAACCCUCCAAAGAGCAAAAACCAAUUAAAGAAAUUUUACUGGUAACUUCUGAUGAAUUCGAUAAUGUGCCUGCGUAUAUGAAGUCUCGUCUGACAUACUGUCAAAUUAAUGAUUUUAUUAAAGAAAUCAACAAGGCAGUGGCUAGCAAAUAUAGAAUCCUAAAUUUGCCCAAAAAAACUAUGAAUUCUUCUAUCAGAAAUCUGUAUCACAGAUUCAUUGAAGAUGAAACCAAGGAUACCAAAGGCCAAUACUUUGUAGUAGAAGCUGAUAUAAAAGAAUUCACAAAUUUGAAAGUUGACAAGCGGUUUCAUGUGCUGCUGAACAUUUUAAGGCACUGCCGACGGCUGUCAGAAGUCCGUGGAGGAGGACUUGUCCGUUAUGUUAUAAACUGAUGGGUUUUGGCAUUUUCACUGACAGUAUCAUAUAGACUGUUUUGUAAUUCCCUUCAUAGUCUUGUGUUUUCAUUAGCUUCUUUAAUUUGUUCUGCACUUAAUAAAACUUUAGUUUGUUCUGCACUUAAUAAAAUUUGUUCCGCACUUAAU
Trichosurus vulpecula (common brushtail) is the source of this 1083-nucleotide messenger RNA. RefSeq names its product spindle and kinetochore associated complex subunit 1 (gene SKA1). Lineage: Eukaryota; Metazoa; Chordata; Mammalia; Diprotodontia; Phalangeridae. The coding region runs from base 172 to 933 and encodes 253 amino acids. The record is from RefSeq and is a predicted model, not a curated record. Gene Ontology annotation, cellular component: spindle microtubule; mitotic spindle; outer kinetochore. Gene Ontology annotation, biological process: chromosome segregation; regulation of microtubule polymerization or depolymerization; mitotic cell cycle. Gene Ontology annotation, molecular function: microtubule binding. The transcript has 7 exons.